AUGACUAGGGACAACAUCACUGUGGUUAAAGAGUUCUUCCUGGUAGGAUUUUCAAGUAUUAAAAGCUGCAAUAUUUUAUUAUUUAUUAUCUUUCUAAUGAUCUACUGCAUGACACUAUUGGGAAACUCUCUUAUAAGUGUGUUGGUAUCAAUUAGCCAUAACUUAAAGUCUCCCAUGUACAUCUUUCUAUUGCAUUUAUCUUUAGCAGAUCUUCUUCUCACCAUUAAUAUUGCCCCCAAUAUGUUAUAUAUUGUUUUAAUGGAGGGUGGUUAUAUAGAUAUUGCUGGUUGCAUCACUCAGUUUUACCUUCUUGGAUGCUCAGGAAUAACAGAAUGCCUCUUGCUAACAGUGAUGUCCUAUGAUCGAUACCUGGCCAUAUGUAACCCAUUACGCUAUAGGACGAUUAUGAACAGUAGUUGUUGUUAUCAAUUGGUUACAUGCUGUUGGUCAUGUGGAUUCAGCCUAAUGUUGGUUACAGUUAUUUUGGUAAGCAGGUUACAGUUCUGUGGCCACAUCAUAAACUACCUGUUCUGUGACCUUACUCCCCUGUUAGAAAUGGCUUGUUCAGAUACCUACACUGUGGAAAUAGAAAACAUUAUUGUUGCUGUUUUGGUGACCCUUUUCCCAUCUUUGUUUAUCCUAAUAACAUAUGUUUGUAUUCUCCUUACAAUUCUAAGAAUAUCUUCCAGUACUGGAAGACACAAAGCUUUCUCCACUUGUAGUUCUCAUCUGAUUGUUGUGUGCAUGUAUUAUGGGUCCCUAGUCACAAUAUAUGUGUUCCCUUCCAGAAUAAAUGCAAUGAAUAUAAAAAAGGUUUUAUCUCUCUUAUAUACUCUUGUUACUCCAUUUUUUAACCCAAUAAUAUACAGUCUGAGGAACCAAGAGAUUAUAGCAGCUAUUAGAGUAUAUAUAGUACCACAUUCAAUAAAUUAA
This is a messenger RNA of Bombina bombina (fire-bellied toad), 933 nucleotides long. RefSeq names its product olfactory receptor 11L1-like. The record is from RefSeq and is a predicted model, not a curated record. Lineage: Eukaryota; Metazoa; Chordata; Amphibia; Anura; Bombinatoridae. The transcript has a single exon. Gene Ontology annotation, cellular component: membrane. Gene Ontology annotation, molecular function: G protein-coupled receptor activity; olfactory receptor activity. The coding region runs from base 1 to 933 and encodes 310 amino acids. Gene Ontology annotation, biological process: G protein-coupled receptor signaling pathway.